Messenger RNA from Dichomitus squalens LYAD-421 SS1, 3041 nucleotides. RefSeq names its product galactose oxidase. Bases 85 to 2217 code for a protein of 710 amino acids. Gene Ontology annotation, molecular function: protein binding. NCBI's taxonomy places the organism in Eukaryota, Fungi, Basidiomycota, Agaricomycetes, Polyporales, Polyporaceae. The transcript is spliced from 15 exons. The record is from RefSeq and is a predicted model, not a curated record.
CAGUGCCUACUAGUAAGGUAUCACGAAGUGACACCGCGGCCUAACCAACCUCCAAGUCAUAGCUGGACUUCUCAGUUUAUCGCAAUGGUCAAAAAGAAGGGAAAGGGAAAGGAGGUAUCCAAAGUAACCGCAAAAGCCGCUAAGAAAGCGAAAGCAGCGCAAAAGGUGGAGAAGAAGGAGAAGAAGAAAGUAAGCAAGACCAAAGACGAAUUCGAGGACGACGAUCAGGAUUUGGAGAGCAUCCUCGAUAGGAUCCAAAGGGAAUGGGAGGAAGCGCAUAAAGUCACCGAAGAGCUCGUGGAGGGACCUCCUAGUCGGCGCGCGAACGCGACGCUCACUCCUUGUCCAAACGGUAACCACCUAUGGUGCAUCGGUGGGGAGUUCUUCAGCGAAGAUGGGAAGGCGUACUUCUACAGCGACGUCUUUCGGUAUUCCCCUGAAAAGAACGAAUGGCGGAAGUUCGUCUCCCCGACAUGUCCUGGUCCCCGCUCCGCUCACGCCGUCGUAGCAAGCCCUGCUGGAGGAGGCAAGCUAUACUUGUUCGGCGGAGAGUUCUCGUCUUUGUACCAGAACUCUUUCCAUCACUAUCGCGAUUUUUGGUGCUUCGAUAUCUCCACACACUCAUGGGAGCGCAUCGAGACCAAAGUCCGUCCGACGGCACGUUCAGGGCACAGGAUGGCGAUGUGGAAGCAUUAUAUCGUCCUGUUUGGGGGGUUCUAUGACCCGGGCAUCAAGACGAACUACCUUAAUGAUCUGUGGAUAUUCGACACGCAAGAGUACAAGUGGAGACAGAUCGAAUUCAGGGACACCGAUCGGAAACCAUCACCGCGAAGCGGUUUUUCGUUCUUACCCACAGCGGACGGCAUCCUCCUGUAUGGAGGCUACUGCAAGGAGUACGUCAAGGGCCAGCGUCCCGUAGGCGUCAUGCUCGACGACACCUGGUUCCUCCGGAUGUCCCUUAAUACCGCUGAAACACCAGACGUCUCAUCCAAACCAUCUUCCAGCAAAUUGUCUGCAGGAGAGCCACUCACCCUCAAAUGGGAGCGGCGCAAGAAGACGGCAUACGCGCCUUCUCUGCGCUCGGGAUGCACGAUGGCGCUCUGGGCGGCCAAAGGAAUGGGUGUGCUCUUUGGUGGGGUGACGGAUGAGGACACGAGCGAGGAGACGAUGGAGAGCGUAUUCCACAACGAUCUGUACGGGUACCAGAUUGCCGGAAAUGGGAAGUGGAUGUCGAUGCUGCUCAAGAAGCCGAAGAAGAAAGUUGGGAACGCGCAGAGGAAGAAGGUGCAGCAGUGGCAGCAGCAACAACAGCAGAAAGGGUCCGAAGCGGAAGAGGACGAUGAGGACGAUGAGGUGGAGGAGGGGAGCGACGUUGAAGGGAGGGACAAGGAGGACCUAACCCCCUCGAAGCCUCAGAAGGCCGCUUCUCUGCCGAAGCCCGUGACGCCCACGCCUCAUCCGGAAGAUGAGAUCGACCCGGACGAUCCAUUACUGACCGUCCCGCUUCCGCGGUACAAUGCGAUGCUCGCCGUACUCCGCAGCACACUCUAUAUCUACGGCGGGAUCUUCGAGAAAGGGUCGCGCGAGUACACCCUCGACGACUUCUACGCGCUCGCGCUCGACAAGCUCGACCGGUACGUGUGCCUGAAGAAGUCUGACAUCGUCAUCGACGACAAGGAGGAGAGCAGCGACGAAGACGAUGUCGAAGACGACGAUGAGGAGGAUGACGAUGACGAUGAGACGACGGAGAUGGACGAUAUGGAGAGCGUGGCGAGCGUCACGGUUGUUGGCGAGGAUGAUGAGAAGGAGGUAGACGUAUUGGACACGAUCGAGGAAGAGAAGGGUGCCGAAGCAUUCCGUGUCCCACAGGAUUUGUUACGGUUGCAGGCGACUGCUUUCAUGGGCGUUGCGAAGGACGCGUCGCGGUCCCCGGAGGAUGUCAUUAGCACGCCUCUUCCCGGAGAGACCCUCGCUAUGUUCUACGCUCGCUCACGCGAGUACUGGGCCGGAAAGGCAUUCGGUACCAGCGACAAUCGCGGAAAGCUGCUCCGGAGAGAUGGCUUUACGCUUGCGGAGGAUCGAUAUGCGGAGUACAAGCCGAUCCUCGAAGAGGUCGAACGCAUCCUCGCGGAAGCGGGUCUGGACGAGGAGGAGAUGCGGAAGGGCGCUGCGGGUGGGCCACACAACCCGAGCGGACAGAGCAGGAAUCGCCGAUGACAGGAACAAGGUGUAUCCCCAACUUGCCGAGUCUGUGUACAGUCCUCAGUUCGUCACACUAUGUUACGAACAACUGCAGCCGACGUGAACGCACUGACUUCGACGAUGGGAAGGAGUGACCUACACAAAUGACUAGAACCCAAGUUCGUGUAGCCACUCUUCGAUCUUGACCAGCCCCUCCUGUUCAGUUACCGCCGCCGCGCCUUUGACAACUAUCUUAUCCACGCCCGGGUCCUUCCAUAGCCUGCUUUCCUUCUCGAGCGCGGGCAGUUUUCGCUUCGUGACCAUGACUCCAACUGGGAAGCUGACCUCGAAGUCGAAUGCGCGCAGCGGUGUUGGAAGCAUGCGCCUGUUCGCCGCGGCGAACGCCUCGUUCGAGGACGGUGGGGAGAUGAGGAGCAGGGCGGAAGCGGGGUGUGACGAGACGUAGGUCUGCGCGAUGAGGGUGCCUCCGUCGCGGGCGAUGAUGACCGGCGCGAAAGGGAUCUCGAGGGAGCGGGCGUGAGCCGCCAUGUCGUCCUCGUACGCUUUCAUGAGAGCUUCCGAUGUAGAUGUAUCUUUAUCGAAGGGGUAUCCGAGAUCAAGCUCGAGACAGGUGUACCCUUUCUCCGCGAACCACGCAGCACACCGGCCCAUCCUUCGCGUGUCUCAGCAUCAUUGGCGGGCGACCGGGACCGUCAGUAGGUAACUAACCCAUUCUUGGAGCGUGGGUCCCAUUCACUUGAGUAGACGAAGAGAAGCGGGAUAGGGACCUGUCGCCGAGCGGAAAGCGAGGGUUUAUGCAAGAGGUGCGUGGUCGUGGACGAUUGCCUGAUGAUGUUGGG